GGAUUAUCAGCUUUCCUGCCAUCUUUCCUCGUCUCCAUUGGUGACAGUGCCUAACAACCAUCACCAUGGGUGAAAUGGAGCAAUUGCGAAAGGAGGCGGACAGUCUCAAAGACCAGAUCACUGCAGCUCGUAAGGCGGUGCAGGACACCACACUGCAAGAGGCAGCAGCCGGGAUCACCGUGGUGGGUCGUGUCCAGUUGAAGACCAGGAAAACACUAAGGGGUCACCUUGCCAAGAUCUACGCUAUGCACUGGGGCACUGAUACUAAGCUGUGUGUCAGUGCCUCACAAGAUGGAAAACUCAUAGUGUGGGACAGCAUUACAACCAACAAGGUGAAUGCCAUUCCUCUCAAGUCAUCGUGGGUGAUGACUUGUGCCUAUGCACCUUCGGGGAACCUAGUGGCUUGUGGUGGUCUGGACAACAUGUGCUCCAUCUACAACCUCAAGGGCAAGGACGGGAACGUCAAGGUCAUGCGUGAGCUGGCGGCACACACAGGUUACCUGUCCUGCUGUCGUUUCCUCAGUGACACUGAGAUCAUCACCAGCUCUGGAGACUGCACUUGCGUACUAUGGGACAUUGAGACAGGGACCCAAAAGACCAUCUUUGCCGGACACCAGGGAGACUGCAUGUCCCUGGCCGUGUCCCCAGACUUCAAGUUUUUCAUCUCAGGGGCGUGUGACUUCACAGCCAAGCUGUGGGACAUCAGGGAGGCCGAAUGCAGACAGACCUUUGGAGGCCAUGAGAGUGACAUCAAUGCAAUUGGGUUCUUCCCCAAUGGUAACGCAGUGAUAACAGGGUCGGACGACGCCACCUGCAAGCUGUACGACCUGCGAGCCGACCAGGAGCUCAUCACCUACCAGGACUCUGGCAUCAUGUGCGGGGUGACCUCCUUGGCCCCCUCCCUGUCUGGACGCCUGUUACUGGCUGGAUAUGACGACUUCAACGUCAACAUCUGGGACGCACUUAAAUCUGAGAGAGUGGGAGUGCUGGCUGGUCACGACAACAGAGUGAGCUGUAUCGGGGUGUCCUCAGACGGCAUGGCAUGUUGCACAGGAUCCUGGGACAGCUUCCUCAAGAUAUGGAACUGAGGUUGUUCCUCACCAGCAAGCAGAAAGAGAGCAGUUAACACCUGCCUGGGAGAAAGUGAAGAAGAUAAAACAAAGAAAUUGGAGUUUGAGGGAGGGAUGAGGGACGAGCAGCUGCAUAGGGUGAGAAGAGGGUAUUUUAAUUGUGCCAAGUCCUAUCUAAUGUUGGAGAAGGGUUGUAAUGUGAAGAUUUUCUCCUCUCUCUGUCACAUCGCGCUCUCACCUUUCUUCUCAC
This is a messenger RNA of Morone saxatilis (striped sea-bass), 1320 nucleotides long. It is a transcript of the gene gnb3a, whose product is annotated as guanine nucleotide binding protein (G protein), beta polypeptide 3a. Lineage: Eukaryota; Metazoa; Chordata; Actinopteri; Moronidae. The coding region runs from base 66 to 1088 and encodes 340 amino acids. The transcript is spliced from 8 exons. Gene Ontology annotation, molecular function: signaling receptor complex adaptor activity; protein binding. Gene Ontology annotation, cellular component: cytoplasm; heterotrimeric G-protein complex. The record is from RefSeq and is a predicted model, not a curated record. Gene Ontology annotation, biological process: G protein-coupled receptor signaling pathway.